AUGCGUUUUGUGCCGGGUCAGCGAUGUUUAAUAGUUUGGCUAGUUUUGAUGCUCACACUUAUUGCACUUGUUAUGUAUUUGGUGAGUUUUUUCCCAUAAAAACUUGGAGGUUUUCCAUAAAAACCAUAUUUUCAGGACAGUUUGGAAGGCUUUCGACAGCUGAAAGAAUCGCAAAGCAAUCAAAAUCUGGAAGAGCCUCGUCCAAUAUUUCUAGCCUUGGUUUUAUUCAUCACCGAUCUCGCCAGCUACAUUACUGUUUUUUAUAAAUUCUACCAUUUCUGCGUUCAAACACCCGGAUCGAAAUUCGCCAAUUUAACCGAAGUUUGGCAAUUCAUUUGGCCAAGAAAUCAAUAUUUUGUUGCUCAACUCGCAGUUCUCACAUUAAAAGUCCUCUUUCAAAUCUUCCUAUUUCUUCGACUCAUUUUUCAUGUUGACGUCCCGAUUUUAUUGAUUUUCAUACCGUUUUGGGGUAUUUUACUCAUUAUUUUGUACGAUUUGACCAUGCGACUUUACCGCAUUCAAAAAGAAGACUAA
Caenorhabditis angaria is the source of this 534-nucleotide messenger RNA. NCBI's taxonomy places the organism in Eukaryota, Metazoa, Nematoda, Chromadorea, Rhabditida, Rhabditidae. The record is from the annotation of a GenBank genome assembly.